AUAUCGUAAAUUCUGGGCUGAUGGGAGAUGCAAGAGUUGCACUUCUAAACCACGAAAACAACAAUCGAAGAGCGUUUUCGCGGUCGCAGUCGCACGCGCACGACGAGCUCCGCGGAUUCCGGCGGUGGCUCAAAUGCCUGUGCGUCGACCAGUCGGACCGCCGGACCGCGUGCCUCUCGUGGCUCGUAUUCUUCGUGCUGACCGUCGUGGUUCCCGCGGUCUCACAUUUCGUCUUCGCCUGCGGAGGCCGCGGCGACGACUGCGACAGCCUCCACAGCAGGCCGUACGACGCGGUGGCGCAGCUGUCGCUAAGCGGCAUCGCCGCCCUCUCCUUCAUUUGCCUGUCGGAGUUCGUGAGGAAGUUCGGCCUCCGGCGAUUCCUUUUCUUCGAUAAGCUCUGCGACGAGAGCGAAACCGUCAGAAAGGGAUACACCAAACAAUUUAAUAGAUCAAUGAAGCUCUUAUUCAUCUUCGUGCUCCCCUGCUUCGCGGCCGAGGGUGCAUACAAGAUAUGGUGGUACACCUCCGGCGGGACCCGCAUUCCGUUCCUAGGCAACACCGUAAUCAGCAACACGGUCGCGUGUGCCCUCGAGCUGUGCUCGUGGUUCUACAGAACGGUCGUUUUUUUCCUCGUAUGCAUACUAUUCCGUCUUAUAUGCUGCCUUCAAAUUCUUCGGCUACAAGAUUUCGCGCAGGUGUUUGUCCAGGUGGACUCGAACGUCGAAUCGGUCCUAAAAGAACAUUUGAGAAUUCGGAGGCAUUUAAGGAUCAUAAGCCAUAGAUAUAGAUUGUUUAUAUUGUGGGCUCUCGUUUUUAUUACCGCUAGCCAAUUCGCGUCGCUCUUUGUCACCACUCGUAAUGCCGACGUCAAUAUAUAUCACACCGGCGAACUAGCGGUUUGUUCAGUGAGCCUUCUAGCAGGGCUACUGAUUUUAUUACGGAGCGCUACUAAAAUCACCCACAAGGCACAGUCUGUGACGUGUCUUGCCGCCAAGUGGCACGUGUGUGCUACCAUUGACUCGUUUGACCAUACUGCUGAUCAAGCCCAUGCUACUCCGGUGGGCUGCGUAGCAGACGAGCAUCUCUUCACCUUAACUUCAGAUGGACCGUCGGAUCAAGAUGACGUGGGCGAUGAAGAGGAUGAAUUGGAUAAUACCCAAUUUGUCCCUUCGUACGCCUACAGCACUAUCUCAUUCCAGAAACGACAAGCAUUGGUAAAUUACUUUGAGAACAAUAGAGCUGGAAUUACGAUAUUUGGGUUCAUGCUAGACAGAAGUUCUCUUCAUACAAUAUUCGGGAUAGAGUUGUCAUUAGUACUGUGGCUGCUCGGAAAGACAAUCGGCAUUUCUUGAUUUGAAGUUUUGUAGACGCUAUAUCCGAUGAAAUAUUCUAGAUGAUCUCGAACCAUCGAUCGACACAUAAUAACACAUACUCAUGUACAUGUAUAUUUCAGUGGAUAAUUAUUUAUAUAGAUCAAUAGUUGGUGUAUCACGCUAGACGUAACAUCUCAUGGACCUUGAUUUGGAUAGUUACAUAUAUUCCACUACAUUAAUUAGUAAUACAAAUUAAGUACAAUGACAAUUUUUUUUUUCAAUAUAUUAUAUCAUGUAUUGUCAUUUAUAAAGAUUAAUCUUCAUUUUUUUUAAUUUAUUUGAUUACAA
Erythranthe guttata (spotted monkey flower) is the source of this 1661-nucleotide messenger RNA. RefSeq lists its product as uncharacterized. NCBI's taxonomy places the organism in Eukaryota, Viridiplantae, Streptophyta, Magnoliopsida, Lamiales, Phrymaceae. The record is from RefSeq and is a predicted model, not a curated record.